Heterotrigona itama is the source of this 1507-nucleotide messenger RNA. Lineage: Eukaryota; Metazoa; Arthropoda; Insecta; Hymenoptera; Apidae. The record is from the annotation of a GenBank genome assembly.
AUAGAAUACGACUAUUUAGUUAUACUCGUAAAAUUUCCAACAAACCUAGAAAUAGUGGGAAUAGUUCUAGUAUUAAAGUGUCUAUGCUUUUAAUUUAUUAUCAUAUUUACAGGUGAUGGGUGGCUCCAGUACUAUCAAUUACAUGAUGUACGUUCGUGGUAAUCGAAGAGAUUACGACGAAUGGGCAGAGAAAGGAAAUCGUGGUUGGAGCUACGAAGAAGUUCUGCCAUAUUUUCUGAAAUCAGAAAACAACAUGGACCCAGAGAUAGUGGAAGAGAAUCCACUCUACCACAAGCAACAUGGUUACCAGUCGGUACAACAAUUUCCAUAUAUUGAUACCAACAUUGCCAUCUUGCUAAAUGCAUGGCAAGAACUCGGUUACAAAGUCGUAGAUGUCAAUGCAAAAAACCAAUUAGGUGUGAUGAAUCUACAAACAACUUCCGCUAAUGGGACACGCCAAAGCACAAACAGCGCAUUCAUACGACCCAUCAGACGUAGACGCAGGAAUCUAACUGUCAAAAAUGAAACAUACGUCACGAAAUUGCUUGUAGACCAAGAAAAGAAACGUGUAAUAGGCAUCGAAUAUGCUUCAGGAAACAACCAAACUAAAUUAAACACGGUUUUUGCUAAAAAGGAAGUGAUUGUCUCAGCUGGAUCUAUUAAUUCUCCUAAAAUCCUUAUGCUCUCUGGAAUUGGACCAGAAGAAGAAUUAGAGAAACAUGGUAUUCAAGUAAUUAGUAAUUUAUCAGUUGGAAGGAAUGUUCAAGACCAUUCAGGAAUGUAUGGUCCAGUAGCUGCAUUAAAUGUUACUUCCACGAGCAAAAAUAUCUCUCUGAUUGAAGACAUUUCCACUUAUGAGCAGACACAUAGAGGACCUUUAUCUGCAAUUAGUACUACUAGUAUCGGUGCUUUCUUGCAAACAAUGUUCCAACAUGAGAAUGGCGUGCCUGAUAUACAAGUUUAUUUCCUUCCAACUAGUCGUGAAGAUUUUUUAAAUAAUCCAGAUGAAUGUUUUGAUGCAGUUGUCGAACCAGUAUGUUAUUACGACGCUAUAUCUAUUAUUCCAGUUUUAUUGUCACCUGAAAGCAGAGGGUUUAUAUUGUUGAAUGAGAGCGAUCCUGUAUGGGCACCACCUUUAAUUUACCCUGGAUAUUUUAGCAACAGUAGUGAUUUGGACGUGCUAGCAGAAGGGGUCGAAAUAGCUUUAAAACUGUUUGAUACAGAGUCAUUUAAGAAGAAUGAUUUCACAUUGAUAAAAAAACCUUUGCCUGCUUGUAGACAGUUCAAAUUUGGUGAAAGAGAUUAUUGGAAGUGUAUGGGACCAAAAUCGGACCCUCAGGCUGUGGUCGAUGAGAGGUUAAAGGUUUAUGGAGUUGAUCGUUUGAGAGUCGUGGAUUCUUCGAUUAUGCCGAAAAUUUCUAGAGGUAAUACGAAUGCUCCUACUAUUAUGAUCGCGGAGAAAGCUAGUGAUAUGAUUAAGGAGGAAUGGUUGUCUAGCGGCAUUUGA